GUUCUUUGCUGCCUGAGUCCCCUUGAUUGAGGUGGCAGCAGAACAACGUUGGUUUGUUCAAAGCUUUUUUCUCCAAAUUCUAUAGUGAAUGAAAUUGUUAUAAUUUAUUAAUGUUUUUAAUUCAUGUUAAUUAUAACCAUUUUUCCUAUUAAUUAGAAGUGUAAAAAUUAAUUAGAAGUGAAAAAAUUGGCAACUCUGGUGACAGUCAAAUGGACAAGAUCUCUCUUAAAGAGCAUAGAACUAUAAAUUCGGCAUUUCUAGCAUUUAAAUAAAGAGUGGGAAUUUCGAAAGGCAACUGAGAAUUCGCGUAAAUAUUAAUAAUCUAUUAAUUUUGCUGUAGGCUGUGAUUAAUAUGGAGGAGGAUUUGUUUAACAUCCCAUUACCGGACGUAAAACGAGAACUUCGUCGAGGCAUUAUCGAAUGCCAAAAGCGAGGGCUAAUUCAAAGCGCUAAGUGGCUCGCUGAAAUGAGCCAUGGCCUUAGUGAUGUCGACUGUGAUGAAGGUGGACCAAAUCGUUGCAAACAACAAUUUACGUCGGCGAAUGAGGAAUCUUGUCAGUUUCUGGAUGGAAUAUCACAAGCAGAAUAUGAUAAUUAUUUUCUAGCAAAAAGUUACUUUGAUGUGCGUGAGUAUGAUCGAGCUGCGUACUUUGUGCGAAAUUGUGAAUCGUCUGUUCCACGUUUCCUUCACCUUUAUGCCACCUUCCUGGCAAAAGAAAAAAAACGUUUGGACUCCACAACAGAUCGUUCGAAUUUGAAUGAUAUAGGACACGUGCGAGAUAUGACAGAAUUGCUGGCAAUUCUUCGUUCAGAAUAUUCUCAUGGUCGUCUUGAUGGUUAUGGUAUAUAUCUUUAUGGGGUUGUAUUAAAAUCAUUGAAUCUCAACAAAGUCGCAAUACAAAUGUUGGUACAUGCAAUUCGCUUAGCACCAAUGUUAUGGGCAGCUUAUGUUGAACUAGCUCCGCUCAUACUGGAAAAGGAAAAAAUGUUGUCUCUAAAUUUUGGAGGACAUUGGAUGCGGCACUUUUUUGUUGCGCACAGUUACAUUGAAAUGUAUUUGAAUGACGAAGGCUUAAAAGCAUAUGAAGAUCUUCAACAUGCAGGAUUUCGUAAAAGUGUAUAUGUAACUUCACAAAUGGCCCAAGCAUAUCACAAUAAAAGAGAUGUUGACAGAGCAAUAGAAAUUUUCCAAACACUACAAGAAAUCGAUCCGUAUCGAUUGGAAAAUAUGGACACGUACUCUAAUUUACUUUUUGUAAAGGAAUUGAAGACAGAAAUGGCACAACUAGCGCAUAAGGCAGUCAGUAUUAAUAAGUAUUGUCCAGAAACAUGCUGCGUUGUUGGCAACUAUUACAGCAUACGAUCAGAUCAUCAAAUGGCCAUUGUCUACUUUCAGCGUGCUCUUAAAUUAAAUCCAAAAUACUUAUCAGCGUGGACAUUAAUGGGUCAUGAAUUUAUGGAACUGAAAAAUACAAAUGCCGCUAUACAAAGCUAUCGCAAGGCGGUGGAAGUUAAUAAGCGAGAUUAUCGCGCCUGGUACGGAUUGGGACAAUCAUAUGAAAUCCUCAAAAUGCACUAUUAUAGUUUGUACUAUUUCAAAAUAGCCCACCAAUUACGACCAUAUGAUAGCCGAAUGCUUGUGGCUUUAGGAGAAACAUACGAAAAACUAGAAAAGUUCGAAAACGCCAUUAAGUGUUAUUGGAAAGCUUGUGAUGUAGGUGACAUAGAAGGAGUUGCUAUGUGUAAAUUAGCUGGCUUACAUGAAAAAAGGGGAGAAAUUGAAGAUGCUGUUCAGUGUUAUAUAAUGUAUUGCGAUGACGAAAGAGCAGCAACAGACAAACAAAGUUUAUACCAUGGUUUUAUGACUUUGGCGAACUAUUACGAGGGGAAAGGCCAAUUUGACAAAGCUUCGCAUUAUGCAUAUAAAUGUCUCGAAUCCGAUGAGCGGAAAUCUGAAGCAAAAGCAUUGCUUAAAACAAUUGAAAAUAAACGUAGUGGGAAAACCGGAAACAGUGAUAGUGAAGCGAACAAUUCUGCGAAUGCAAAUGUCAUAGCAGCAGAUACGUCAUCAGAUGAUGAUAUAGAGAUGGAAUUAAGUGAAUAUCUGUGUAGCGACUAUGCAUUGUCUUGUCAAUCGGAUAUGAAAGCGCCUACAAAAUCGGCAACAACCGAUGCUGAAAGUAUAACAAAUAUACAUUUGGCAUCAACUACAGCCGAUAUGAGCUUGAAUGAAAGCGAUUUGGCUGUUUCAAACAACGCAAAUGAAACUGGCCCGAGUACAAGCGCGGCGGCAGUGAGUGCGAUUGGGCAGUCAAAUGAAAAAUCAGCACAAAUUAGAGAUCCAGAGAGCAAUGACGACGAUCCACAUUCCAUGGAAAUAUCUUCAAUUUCUAUAGAUUAAAAUAUGUUAUUCAAUAUAUGGUGAAGUAAUAAUUUGGCAAUUGGAGCCCAUAUUUUCAAUUAUUUUCUUGUAUAACAUAUUAUUUAUAAUCUUUGCUAAACAAAGUACUUUUUAAUACAAUUGCUUUAGUAUAAAGGAUUAAUCUAAGGUUAUACUACAAAGUUAAUAACAUAAUCGUUUUUUUUUUUUUGUAAAAGUAUGCCAGUGACUGAUUAGAUUACUGCGGUACUUUAAAUCUUAUUCAUGAACACUUAUGUUGUUAAAUAUAAUUGGUGUGAUGUACCUACAUACGUAUGUCAUCUAUAAGUUUACUUCUAAA
Molecule: messenger RNA, 2720 nt
Organism: Bactrocera oleae (olive fruit fly)
Lineage: Eukaryota; Metazoa; Arthropoda; Insecta; Diptera; Tephritidae
Gene: Cdc23
Product: cell division cycle protein 23
Biological process (GO): cell division; positive regulation of mitotic metaphase/anaphase transition; protein ubiquitination
Cellular component (GO): anaphase-promoting complex
Molecular function (GO): protein binding
Source: RefSeq, a predicted model, not a curated record